Molecule: messenger RNA, 2088 nt
Organism: Caenorhabditis bovis
Lineage: Eukaryota; Metazoa; Nematoda; Chromadorea; Rhabditida; Rhabditidae
Source: the annotation of a GenBank genome assembly
AUGACAACCGAGAGCUAUUUGAAGCCUCGCGCGAAGAUUCGCCGCACGCACUACGUCGAUUUGAACAAAUUGGUGUGGAAGUACUUCAAAGAGUGCCAGGAGGCCGGCGUCACGUUGAACGGCAAAAAUUUGAAGGAUCAAGCGAUGCGAUAUGCCAAAUAUCUUGGUCUCGACACGUUUCGCGGCUCCGAGGGAUGGCUCGACGCGUUUAAGCGACGGCAUCGCAUCGAUUUGCGCUUGAUGACCGGUCAGCCGGUCGCCUAUGAGAAUGAGUUUUGCGAAAUGGACGGCGAGAUGGACACUGGCGAGGCGAGCAGCGCCGGAUCGCCGCUGGCGAGCGAUAUGCAGCCGACGUCGUCGUCGUCGCUGAUGGAAUCGUUGGCGGCGGCGGCGGCGGCGGCAGCAGCGGCAUCAACGCCGCCUACCGAACAGGCGACGGCCAACUUCACUGAUAUCAAGCCACUCGAUAUUGCUGGUCUCAUGUCAGCGCCGCAGCAGCAGCAGCAGCAGCAACAACCGCCGACGCCGGUUCGACCAAUUCCGCAGAGUAUUCCGAAUCCCAUGAUCAUGUUUGAUAACAUAAUGAAAGCGAAGACGCCAGAAUCGAAUCCUGUACUCGACAUAGUGAGAAGCUGCUCGUUGCGACACCCGAAUAAGGAAGUGCAGUAUGCUUUGGAUAUUUUGCGAUGCUAUGUGCUAUCGAAAGACGCCAAUUCGAUGGGAAUGAUUGUGCAGCUUCAGGAGGCGUUGGCGGCGGUGAGAAUGAAUGACCUUAUAAAUUGGGGCCCCAGAGAGGAUAUUGCGAGAGAAUGCGCCAUCUGCCAGGCGCCAUCGAAUGGCUAUCACUUCAACGCGCCCUCGUGCUCGGCGUGCGCCGCGUUCUUCCGUCGAACCGUCACGUUGAACCGGAAUUUUCUAUGCGCUCAUCAUGGAAGCUGUCAAGUCAAUUUCACGAUGAGAGUCAUAUGCAGAGCGUGCCGAUAUCGAAAAUGCAUUCAAAUGGGAAUGGAGAGAGCGGCCGUUCAGCCAAGAAGGGAUUGCAACGCGGGACGAAGGAAAAUAAUGUACCAAGAUGCGAAAAGAAGGUCUCAUAAGUGUAUAUCGAAGCCAUCUUCAAGUCUGAAUUCUGAAUUUCCGAAUUUUGUUAACCAAAAUGAGCACAGUGACCAAAGCCCUGAAAUCCACUACGCGCAAUCAUAUUCGUCGUCGAUUUCCGAAGAUAAUCCGUCCCCGAAAAUUUCAAUACCGUUUAAUGGAUUCAAUAAAGAUUUUGAAGUGGAACAAUUGCUGGAUGACCUUUUAAGGGAAGAGCGACUAUUCAACGAGCGACGAAAAUUGCUCUACUGCUCGCAUAGUAGUAUUUCGAAGCUUCUCAUCACCGAAAAUGUCAAUGAUAUUCCGUUCAGCGAGCACGACAUUCAGCCGUUGAGCUUCACCUCAAUUCAAAAACACAUUCGCCCGCAGAUUCUUCUGAUUUAUGAAUGGCUUCGAGGCUGGAAGCAUUUCGAUAUGCUCAACACCCACGAUCGACUGAUAUUCCUUCGACGAUGUGUUCUAUACCACACGAUUCUCGAUCCGUCGUACAUUUCCUAUCGAAUCGGACUACCGCAAAAGUAUAUCAUGUUUGAUGGGACGUUUGUGAGCGCCGUCGAAGGCGAUAAUACCGGAUGGCACGAUGAGAAUGGGUGUAUCAGUUCGGAACUCAAGAAAAAACUCUAUCGUCCUUUAAUGCUUCGAGCGAUCAAUGAGAUUUGCGCGCCGAUGAGCGCCAUGAGUAUGAGUUUUGUCGAGUUUGUGAUCCUCAAAGCGCUCGCCUGCUUCAAAUCAGCAAGCAGUCUCGAUAUUUCGCCGAACGUCAAAAAAUUCAUGGACACUCAUCUCGAUCAGUUGUUGAAGGCGCUGAAUCUUCACUAUCAAAGCUUGAAUCUCGCCAAAGGCGAAAUCGCUCAGCGGACCGGCAACGUCAUCCUAAUGCUCAGCAGCAUAUUCGCCGUCGGAAUGGAAUGCCAAGAAUCGCACCAGAAAAUCCAAUUCUUCGAUUUGUGGCAACUCGACGAUCUCCUCAUAAAGCUAAUUAGUCCGGCAUGA